CGCAAACUAGAUUCGUUGUUGCCGCUCGUGUUACAAGGCACGCGCGAUCUCGCGUCUGCGAACAACGAAUUGCGAUGGCUGAGGGAAUAUGUUAUGGAGCAACAGCAAAACCCGCAGACCAUGAAGUGCUGCAGUGUACAAAAUCAGCUCAGAAAGUUGUGUGUCGAAAGAGCUCGUGGCAAGCCAUUGCAAUACAUCAUGGGCACUGAAUAUUUUGGCGAUCUCGAGAUUGCUUGUGAGCAAGGUGUUCUGAUACCAAGGCAAGAGACUGCUGCUUCAGUGACCUUCUUGAUUGAACGAUUGCUUCAAGGCGAGAACCCUCAACGUCUGCAGAAGCAUCUCAGAAUCUUGGAUCUUUGUACAGGAACUGGUUGCAUACCAUUACUAGCCCAUUACGAACUCGAACAAAGACGCAAGCACAAUCAACAUCCUCAAACUUUGGAGGUUGUGGGUGUAGACAUAUCCCCUCAGGCUUUGAAACUCGCAAACAAGAAUCUCCACAAUUUGACUGCCACUGGAUACCUCAGUCGAAACCCAUCACUGCAUUUCCUUCAGGCAGAUAUCCUCGCAACCAACUCCAAUGACAAAACCAACCACCCACCAUCACUAGACUCUGCACUCCACCACCACGAAACCACCUCAUCAGUUCCUCGCCAUAAUCGCUGGGACAUCCUAAUCUCAAACCCACCAUACAUAUCGCCCCAAGCCUUCAACACCACAACAACAAGAUCGGUAAAACGCUACGAACCGCGUCUGGCCUUGGUACCUCCUCCCCAAGACGAUCCCUUGUACUUCGGAGUGGAUCAAGGAGACAUUUUCUACCCUCGCCUAUUGCAAAUCGCUGAUAAGGUUGGAGCCAAGAUUGUGCUUUUUGAAGUCGCGGAUUUAGAGCAAGCUCAGCGUGUUACUGUCAUGGCGAGAAAUCAGGGCAUCUGGGAUGGGAUUGAGAUUUGGCGAGACUGGCCGAACCAGCAUGAUCCUGACGCAGAAGUUGGAAAUACGGCCGUUCUGAAAGAUGUCAAAGUACUUGGAUCAGGGAACGGUCGCUCAGUUNUUGCAUACCGUGGCGAUGCAAGGGAUUGGUUAUGUAUAGAG
Aureobasidium musti is the source of this 1095-nucleotide messenger RNA. Lineage: Eukaryota; Fungi; Ascomycota; Dothideomycetes; Dothideales; Saccotheciaceae. The record is from the annotation of a GenBank genome assembly.